Molecule: messenger RNA, 1434 nt
Organism: Arvicola amphibius (Eurasian water vole)
Lineage: Eukaryota; Metazoa; Chordata; Mammalia; Rodentia; Cricetidae
Gene: Dmrt3
Product: doublesex and mab-3 related transcription factor 3
Exons: 2
Coding region: 1-1434 (477 amino acids)
Biological process (GO): regulation of transcription by RNA polymerase II; male sex differentiation
Cellular component (GO): nucleus
Molecular function (GO): RNA polymerase II cis-regulatory region sequence-specific DNA binding; protein binding; DNA-binding transcription factor activity, RNA polymerase II-specific
Source: RefSeq, a predicted model, not a curated record
AUGAACGGCUACGGCUCCCCCUACCUGUACAUGGGCGGCCCGGUGUCGCAGCCGCCGCGGGCGCCCCUGCAGCGCACCCCUAAGUGCGCUCGCUGCCGGAACCACGGGGUGCUGUCCUGGCUCAAGGGCCACAAGCGCUACUGUCGCUUCAAGGACUGCACCUGCGAGAAAUGCAUCCUGAUCAUCGAGCGGCAGCGGGUCAUGGCGGCUCAGGUGGCGCUUCGCCGGCAGCAGGCCAACGAGAGCCUGGAGAGCCUGAUCCCGGACUCGCUGCGGGCUCUGCCAGGGCCACCGCCGCCGGGAGACGCCGCGGCUGCCUCCGCCUCGCAGUCGUCGCCAGCUUCCCAACCGUCCCAGCCGCCAGCGCCACCUCGUCCCGCCGCCGAGCUGGCUGCAGCCGCCGCGCUGCGCUGGACCAACGCCGCCGAGCCCCAGCCCGGGACGCUGCCUGCGCAGCUCGCCAAGCCAGAUCUGACUGAAGAGCGACUUGGGGACAGCAGUUCCGCAGACAACGCCGCCGCGGAGACCUUCAGUGACAAAGACACCGACCAGAGGAGCUCCCCAGAUGUGGUCAAAGGCAAGAACUGCUUCACUCCUGAGAGCCCCGAGAUUGUGUCCGUGGAUGAAGGGGGAUACGCCGUGCAGAAAAACGGGGGCAACCCAGAGAGCUGCCCUGACAGCCCCAAGUACCACGCGGAGCAGAGUCACCUUCUGAUAGAGGGCCCGUCGGGGACCGUCUCUCUGCCCUUCAGCUUGAAAGCCAACCGGCCACCCCUGGAAGUGUUGAAGAAAAUCUUCCCCAACCAGAAGCCCACUGUGCUGGAGCUCAUCCUGAAAGGCUGCGGGGGCGACCUGGUCAGUGCGGUGGAGGUCCUGCUCUCUAGUCGGUCCUCGGCUGCCGGGGCGGAGCGGACGGCCGAAGAGAGCCUCGUGCUGCCCUCCAGCGGCCACAUCUUUGAACACACGCUAGGCUCCUACCCCAUCUCUUCCUCCAAGUGGUCGGUGGGCUCCGCCUUCCGAGUCCCCGACACCUUGCGCUUUUCGGCGGACUCCAGCAAUGUGGUCCCCAACCCCUUGGCCGUGCCCCUGCAGCAUCCUUUUCCCCAGCCACCCCGGUACCCACUGAUGCUGAGGAAUACUUUGGCCAGAAACCAAUCGAGCCCCUUUUUGCCCAACGAUGUCACCCUGUGGAACACCAUGACGCUGCAGCAGCAGUACCAGUUGAGGUCCCAGUACGUCAGCCCCUUCCCUAGUAACUCCACCAGCGUCUUCCGGAGCUCGCCCGUGCUCUCCUCCCGCACCACGGAGGACCCUCGGAUCUCCAUCCCCGACGAUGGGUGUCCAAUCGUGACAAAGCAGCCCAUCUAUACAGAGGAUGACUAUGACGAGAGGUCCGAUUCCUCGGACUCCAGAAUACUCAACACAUCAUCCUAA